Triticum dicoccoides is the source of this 2331-nucleotide messenger RNA. Its product is annotated as lysosomal Pro-X carboxypeptidase-like. Gene Ontology annotation, biological process: proteolysis. Lineage: Eukaryota; Viridiplantae; Streptophyta; Magnoliopsida; Poales; Poaceae. The transcript is spliced from 15 exons. The coding region runs from base 1 to 2112 and encodes 703 amino acids. The record is from RefSeq and is a predicted model, not a curated record. Gene Ontology annotation, molecular function: serine-type exopeptidase activity; dipeptidyl-peptidase activity.
AUGCCAACUGUUGUUGUCGAAAUCGCUACAGUAGCCGCUAAUCUGAAGAAGUUCAGAGAGAGGCAGAAGGAAGAAGACACAGUUGUCAACUCGCUAGCUACCUCCCGAUCCGCUGGCCAUGAUCCGAUUCUGCCGUGCCAUCCCACGGCCUCGUCACACAGCUAUUGCGGAUCGGGAGAACAGAGAUUACAGAAAGCUAACACGCCCGCACCACUGGCAGCAGCAGCGACCUCCUCCAAGCUUCCCAGCCAGCCUCCUCCUUUCCCUGCUGGACUCGCUCCUCUGCAGCAGCACCGGGCGGCAAGCUCGAGCGGCAGGUACACCACCGCCGCCACGGCCCCCGCGAAGCCGUUCACGGCGCACUACUUCCCGCAGGAGCUGGACCACUUCACCUUCACGCCCAACUCCUCCCGCGUCUUCUCCCAGAAGUACCUCCUCAACGACACCUUCUGGCGGCGGAAACCCACCGCCGGGCCGCUGUUCGUGUACACCGGCAACGAGGGCGACAUCGAAUUGUUCGCCGCCAACACCGGCUUCAUGUUCGACAUCGCGCCCAACUUCGGCGCCCUCCUCGUCUUCAUCGAGCAUCGGUACACGUCGGCCGACAUGCUGGGUUACCUGAUGUCCACGCGGGCGCUCGCCGACUUCGCCAUCCUCAUCACCAGCCUCAAGCAGAACCUUUCUCCCGUCGAUGCCCCUGUCGUUGUCUUCGGCGGCUCCUAUGGUGGCAUGCUGGCUUCAUGGUUCAGGCUCAAGUAUCCCCAUGUCGCCAUAGGAGCACUGGCAUCCUCUGCUCCGAUCCUGCAGUUCUACGACAUCACCCCAUGGUCUAGCUUCAACGACGUUGUCUCGCAGGACUUCAAGUCUGAGAGCCUGAAUUGCUUCAGUGUCAUCAAGGCAGUUUGGGAUGUGCUAGAUGAGAGGGGAUCAAACGAGACAGGGCUCUUGGAGCUCAGCAAAAACUUCAGGACCUGCAAGACAGUGCAUUCCGUUUCUCGUCUGGGGUUGUGGCUAAGGGCAGCAUUCACCACCACUGCCAUGGUGGACUAUCCAACCCCAGCCAAUUUCAUGAUGAAUCUGCCUGCUUAUCCUGUGAAGGAGGUUAGCCUCAAGCAGAACCUCUCCGCCGUCAACGCUCCCGUCAUCGUCUUUGGUGGCUCCUAUGGCGGCAUGCUGGCUUCAUGGUUCAGGCUCAAGUAUCCCCAUGUCGCCAUAGGAGCACUGGCAUCCUCUGCUCCGAUCCUGCAGUUCGACGACAUCACCCCAUGGUCUAGCUUCAACGACGUUGUCUCGCAGGACUUCAAGUCUGAGAGCCUGAAUUGCUUCAGUGUCAUCAAGGCAGUUUGGGAUGUGCUAGAUGAGAGGGGAUCAAACGAGACAGGCCUCUUGGAGCUCAGCAAAACCUUCAGGACCUGCAAGACAGUGCAUUCCGUUUCUCGUCUGGGAUUGUGGCUAAGGGCAGCAUUCACCACCACUGCCAUGGUGGACUAUCCAACCCCAGCCAAUUUCAUGAUGAAUCUGCCUGCUUAUCCUGUGAAGGAGAUGUGCAAGAUCAUUGAUACUUUUCCCCCCGGAGCAGACGUCAUCGACAAAGCUUUUGCUGCGGCGAGCCUAUACUACAAUUACACAGGCGACCAGAAGUGCUUCGAGGUGGAGGGUGGUGAUGACCCUCAUGCCCUCCACGGCUGGGGCUGGCAGGCCUGCACUGAGAUGUUCAUGCCGAUGACAGUGUCGAACGAGAGCAUGUUCCCACCGUCCAGCUUCAUGCCUGAGAAGAGGUCCGAGGGCUGCUUUAUGUUCUACGGAGUUCGUCCAAGGAUGCACUGGAUCACUACUCAAUAUGGUGGCCAUAAAAUUGACAAGGUUCUCAAGAGGUUUGGGAGCAACAUCAUCUUAUCCAACGGGAUGCGAGACCCGUGGAGUGGAGGCGGGGUGCUCAAGAAAAUAUCAUCCAGCAUCAUUGCUCUCGUCACAGAGAAAGGGGCCCAUCAUUUGGACCUCAGAUCUGCAACCAAGGAUGAUCCAGACUGGGUUGUAGAACAAAGGAGACAGGAAGUUGAGAUCAUACAUGGAUGGAUAGAUCAGUAUAACAAGGACAUUGCACGGAUGUAGUAGUAAGAAGGCGCCAUUGAUUUUCACAGUCAAGGAAAAUAAAUGUAGCUACAUGCAAAAUGUAAGGACUUUGCUUUCUUCUACAGGACGAUAAGCACAAAAACUUGAGAUAUACUCCCCUGUCCCAUAAUAUAAGAUCUUAUUACAUCUAGUAUAUGAGUAUAUUGGAUGUAAUAAAAUGUGGGACGGAGGGAGUAAUACAUGAGAGUGGUUUUUCUA